GAGAAAUGAUAAUCGAUAUCGAAUCGACAUCAAAUCGAUUCAUAUCGAUUCUAUUAUCAUUUCUCGCAGAGUGAAUAAUUCUGAAAAAUAUUCCAAUUCGUAUAAAAAUUAUGAGAAAUUUUCAGCAAAGUAGAAAAAUUAUAUUCCGUUUUUUUAUUUUAAUAUUAUUUGUUUUUAUUUUAUCAAUACUUGAGUCGAAAAAUAUACUGGGCAAUCUUAGCUGGUAGAGAGAUGGAUGAUCGUAAAAGCGUGCAAUCUCCCGUUUUCGCGGAAACCGGACGGGGGAUGCGCACGCACGGAUCCAAAAUGUGUGUGUGUGUAUGGCCCCGGUUGAUCUCGUCGGAGCGAAUGGCCGGCUCGCGCGCGUGCAAUUAGCGGGAUCGGCGGGUGUAACAGGCCGUGCCAACGGCGCCGCGCGUCCUUCAAACGUUCCCUAUCGAUUCUCGCGGGCCGUAUAUUACAUCGUGGCUCGCGCCGAGGCAUGCUAGUCGACGUUAUCACGUCGGCAUUGUCAUCAGCGAUGAUGCGGUCGUCGUCGGAUCGGAUAGCGAGAAUCCCGUGCAAAAUGCAGAAAGUGCAGAAGGUGAGUGCAACUGGAAGCGUGAGCGGAGCUGGGGUGACAGGGAGCGAUCGAGAGAGCAGCGGCGAGCAGUACCUCCCGGAGCGAGCGCACGCGAGCGGUCCUCACUUCGAGAUGUCAAUGGACGACGACGGCGGGACGUGCUGUAACUCGUGGCAGAACGGCAUCGUUCAGCCGCUGCUCACAGACUUGUAUCAAAUUACUAUGGCUUAUGCCUACUGGAAGAGUGGCAAAAUGAACGAUCAUGCUGUGUUCGAUUUGUUCUUCCGCAAGAAUCCCUUUCAGGGAGAAUUCACGAUCUUCGCUGGUCUUGAGGAAUGCAUAAAGUUUUUAAAUAAAUUUCAUUAUUCCUCUAGUGAUAUCAAGUACCUGAAGUCGACUAUGCCUGCUACAGUAGACCAAAGAUUCUUUGAUUAUCUGCAAAGUCUUACUGCAAAUAAUGUCACGAUAUAUGCUAUUGAUGAAGGAUCUGUUGUUUUUCCAAGAGUUCCUUUGGUAAGAGUAGAAGGGCCAUUGAUAAUAGUGCAGCUGUUAGAAACAACCCUGUUAACGUUAGUCAACUACGCGAGUCUAAUGGCGACUAACGCGGCGAGAUAUCGUAUGGUCGCCGGGAAAAAUAUAACAUUACUUGAAUUUGGUCUUCGCAGAGCGCAAGGACCUGAUGGAGGAUUGAGCGCGUCUAAGUACAGCUAUGUUGGCGGGUUUGAUGGAACUAGUAAUGUCUUGGCUGGAAAGUUGUUCAAUAUACCUGUAUGUGGUACACAUGCACAUUCAUACAUUACAUCUUUCACCAGCAUCAGCGAUCUGCACGAGAAAACACUGGAGCAUAAGCAAACGGGCGACAUUUUAGAUGUAUUGGAACUUGCUUGUAAGCACCGCGAGGCUAUUGCUAACGAUUUGGAAGCUAUAGCUUCGCAGGCGUCUGAUGGAGAAUUGGCGGCUUUGAUCAGUUAUGCCGUCGCUUAUCCAGAACGAUUCACUGCUCUUAUAGACACAUAUGAUGUUAAGAGCAUUGAGACGUCGGCCAAGGGGCAGGCACAAGUGGCCAGCCUAAACGUAAAGAAUAAACUUCUAAAUAAGGGGUCCAAUACACACGCCCAAAACCGUGUGAGAAACAACCCAUUUAUAUCAGAAUCGACUUCGCAACUUCGCAAGAAUGGCUUUUUAAGACGAGGCGAAUUGGGUGAGCUCUAUGUGAGGAGCGGUCUGCUAAACUUCUGUGCGGUAGCAUUAGCUUUGAACGACUUAGGAUACAGAGCCAUUGGUAUCAGGAUCGAUAGUGGCGAUUUAGCGUAUCUCAGUAACGUGGCAAGGGAGAUUUUUGAGAAAAUUGCUAUCAAGUACGACAUACCGUGGUUUGCAAAAUUGAUGAUUUGCGCAUCCAACGACAUCAACGAGGAGACAAUAAUAAGCUUGAACGAGCAGGAUAUUUUUCAGAGUCACAAAAUUGAUUGCUUCGGAAUCGGAACGCAUCUCGUGACGUGUCAAAGGCAACCAGCACUGGGCUGCGUUUACAAAAUGGUGGAAAUCAAUAACGAGCCAAGGAUCAAACUCAGUCAAGAGGUUGGAAAAGUCACAAUACCAGGCAAGAAGGAUGCCUAUAGACUAUACGGAUCUGAUGGUUACGCAUUGAUAGAUCUCUUGCUGAAAACAACAGAGGAACCACCCCAAGAGAUGCAGAAAGUUCUUUGUAGGCAUCCGUUUCAACAAACGAAAAGGGCUAAUGUUACACCAUCCCGAGUAGAGUCUCUACACAAGAUAUAUUGGAAAGAUGGCAAACUGUGUCAGCCAUUACCUACAUUGCAAGAAAUUCGCAACAGAGUACAAGAAUCCCUCAAUACAUUGCGUAACGAUCAUAAAAGGAAUUUAAAUCCAACACCAUAUAAGGUAGCUGUUAGUGAUACUUUAUAUAGAUUUAUUGACGAAUUGUGGUCUCAAAAUGCACCGAUUGGAGAAUUACGGUGAAGCAUACUACUCUUAUACAAGAGUAUUGUUAAACUAGUCUCUAGCAGUUAUAAAUGCAGAGUAAUAACAGAAUUAGGAUUCACAGAUACUUAUACAAACAGAAUGCAUAAUAAAUAUUUUCUCUAAGAGCAAUGACAACGUACUGUCGUCGUGUGUGCACUGUAAACACGAUUGCGCCGUAGAACAUACUACGAGAGAGAAAGAGGAGAGCGAAGAUUCUAAGAGAUAUUUUUUACAUUUUCAUUGUUAAAAAUAUCGAAUUAUAUUAUCGUGGCAACAGUAUAUUUUGGUAAAUUUUGCGCAAAUUGUAUUAUAACAUAUUUAUGUAUAGUUUUACACGAUUAAUAUAGGCGAGAUAUUCCGUUACAGAAGUCUAUUUACGAACUGUAGCUUUGUCGCGUGCACACAUAUACAUAUUCUUAUUCCUACUAAAAAAAAGUACAAAAUAGUGUACAAAAAAAGUAUAUGUGUGUGUGUGCGAUUUUAGGCGUGCACAACUCAAAUUUCCGAAUAAUAAUUAAUUUUCUAGAACUAGUCUAGGUUAUAUAUAUAUAUAUGUAUACAUGGUUGAAAAGUACUUCGAAAAAUGGCAAUAUACGGUAGCGUAAUUGUUUCACAUUUCUUUAUCUCGAUCACAUUAUUGUUGCAUUACUGGUCUUUCUCUUCUUUUUCUUCUUUUAUUUUUUGAAUUUUCUUUCCAUCUCUUUAAAGAUUUGUUCCAUUCUAUAUACAUAUAUAUAUUUGUAAAUUCCAAUUGUAUUAUUAUUAUUAUUUUUAUUAUUAAUUGCUGAAGACUGCUUUAAUAAUAGUCUUGCAUAAGAGUGAUACAUUCAAUAUAUUUACCGUUGUUAUUUACACAAAUGUACAAAGAGCGCAUGAUAAUUAUACAUAUUUAUAAUUUUACAUGCACAUGUACAAUAUGUAUAAAAGUCUGUAUUGAUGUAUACAUAUAUAUUAAGAGAAAAAGAGAGAAAGAAAGGAGGAUGUAUCAUAUCUAAAAUUAAUAUUUGAUUAAUAUUUGACAAUUAGUGAGCAAAAGAUAAAAUCGUUUAUUUAUAGCUGUUUUCAUUUCAUUUACGGUAUGUGUAGACUGAUAAUAUUAGGUUGAGGAAAAAAAAUCCAUUAUUUAUGUAUAUACAUAUAUACAUAAAUAAUGGAUUUCUUUUUCCUCAACCUAAUAUAUGUAAAUUAUAUGUCUCGACCGACUUUGUCCGAAUAUUUUCAGAAAAAAGUGUAUUUUACAUCGCUCUUCGAGUAAUUUUAGAAUAUUGUGCUACACUUAAGAUAUUACACAAUUAAGCUUUAGUUCUACACCUUGUUUUUAAUCGUGGUUUACCAUAUAUCUUCAACGUAAGAUCUGUUAUUCUUUUGUAAUGUUCGUUUACGGUACGUAAGCAUAAUUGUAAAAUAUACUCGUGUUUUUUAUAGUGAGAAUAAAUAGCAUAUAGCUGUUAUAUA
Molecule: messenger RNA, 4003 nt
Organism: Solenopsis invicta (red fire ant)
Lineage: Eukaryota; Metazoa; Arthropoda; Insecta; Hymenoptera; Formicidae
Gene: Naprt
Product: nicotinate phosphoribosyltransferase
Exons: 12
Coding region: 482-2545 (687 amino acids)
Biological process (GO): NAD+ biosynthetic process
Molecular function (GO): nicotinate phosphoribosyltransferase activity
Source: RefSeq, a predicted model, not a curated record